Messenger RNA from Leptonychotes weddellii (Weddell seal), 806 nucleotides. The record is from RefSeq and is a predicted model, not a curated record. Lineage: Eukaryota; Metazoa; Chordata; Mammalia; Carnivora; Phocidae.
CAUCUGGAAGGUGGUGGAUUUCUAACAUUAGUUGGAAAUACCCUGAUGUUCCCUUUUUGGUUACUUCACAGGUUCAUCAGACUGUAUCAGCCUUAAAAACCAGUAACGUAAAUGUCGGUGGUCGGGUACAGGCAACUGCAUUUUUCUCUGGUGACCAGGUUUCCAGUGACAAGGAAGAGGAUUAUAUUCGUUAUGCACAUGGUCUGAUAUCUGAUUAUAUCCCUAAAGAAUUAAGUGAUGACUUAUCAAAAUAUUUAAAGCUUCCGAAACCUUCAGCGUCAUUGCCAAACCCUCCAUCAAAGAAAGUAAAGUUAUCUGAUGAGCCUGUAGAAGCAAAAGAAGAUUACACUAAGUUUAACAGGAAAGAUUGGAAGACUGAAAAGAAAAAUAGCAAAAUGACUGCAGCUCAGAAGGCUUUGGCUAAAGUUGACAAGAGUGGAAUGAAAAGUAUUGAUUCCUUUUUUGCUACAAAAAAUAAAAAAAAAAUUGGAAAGAUCUGAAACUUUGAAAAUGAAAUCUAGCAAGAAUAUUUGCCUGUUACAUGUUCCAUAUUUGUCCUUCCCCCACACCACUGUGCUUCCUGACCCUUAGUUACCAAAAAAAAAAAAGGAGGGCAAUUUGCAGAGUCGAACAUUUCUUGGUAUUUGAUUUUUGUGUUUCUGAACAAAAUGUAGGAAAGUCAUUGUGUAACUUUCAUGGCCUGUGGUCUUCAGACUCUUGUUUGGCAUCAUGAAAAGUAAUCAAGAGAAUAGAGUUAACCUCUAGCUAGCAUCCCAGUUUCCUCAAUAAACUGACAUGUGACAGUA